UAGUAGCUGGUGGAUUUUGGUCGAAGAAAAAUUUGAACGCAGCAACAUCGAGGAGUUGAGCUCUUGUGUUCCGAGUGGACACACGCAAGGAUUUUCAGUCCGAAUUCAAUUAAUAUUUCCUCAGAAGUGUUUUUUUAACAUUUUGAAUCAGAGAGAAAUUUUAAACUUAGUGAAGAUAGAGCGUAACGAAAAUUCAAACAAUUUCAUCCUAAAUUGAACUGAAAGUGAAAGUGUUACUGUGGCAACAGCAUUCCUGCCGCCUCCCUUGUGAUUUUGGGUGACUUCUAGUGAAGUGCAUGGAGAAAAAGGGAAUUCUGUGAAAGUCGUGUGACGUCGUUUGCUAAGUGAUACUCUUUCCUCCUAAUUUUUUCGACAAACACUCGAUACAUACCCAGCAUAAAAAUGGCUUUGCGAUGCGUAGGACUUUUGCUCCGCAACGAAAUGGGAGGAUUGGCUUCCAUCACAGCCAGCCGAAACAUAAGCACUUCACAGGUACAUCAUAAAGUGCUGGAGAACUCACCGAAUGCAUAUCUGGACAAGAGCAUCCUGAAUCGAUACAAGAAGCUCGAUAUUCCUCACGACAAGAUUCAAGCCACAUAUCUCUGGAUUGAUGGGACUGGCGAAGGAAUUAGGUUAAAGGAUCGAGUGCUAGACUCUGUGCCAAAGAAGCCAUCAGACCUUCCAAAGUGGCAGUACGACGGAAGCUCGACAUAUCAAGCGACUGGCGGUAACUCAGAUACACUUUUGAUUCCUCGCGCAAUUUAUCGGGAUCCCUUCAAGCCCGGCAAGAACGAUGUGAUUGUAAUGUGUGAUACAUAUCAAGCUGAUGGCAAGCCUACACCAACAAACCAUAGGUGUGACAUGCAAGAAGCUGUGGACAAAGUUUUGGAAAGCCACGAACCCUGGUUCGGAAUCGAACAGGAGUACACACUCCUUGAUAUGGAUGGUAGACCUUUGGGCUGGCCGUCGAGCGGUUUCCCAGCACCACAAGGACCUUACUACUGUGGUGUAGGAGCAGACAGGGUUGUUGGACGUGAUUUAGUGGAAGCUCAUGGAAUUGCUUGCCUUUACGCUGGAAUCGACUUUGCUGGAACCAAUGCAGAGGUAAUGCCCGCUCAGUGGGAAUACCAAGUCGGUCCUUCACUCGGCAUGAAAGUUGCGGAUGACCUCUGGGUGUCACGUUACAUCUUGCAUCGUAUCGCUGAAGAUUUCGGUGUGGUAGUUACAUUCGACCCCAAACCUGUGGUAGGUCAGUGGAACGGUGCAGGUGCGCAUACCAACUUCUCCACGAAAGCCAUGCGUGCCGAGAAUGGCAUUGAAGCUAUUAAGGCGGCAAUUGAGAAGCUCUCGAAACAACAAGAGAAACACAUUCGCGCUUAUGACCCGAAGGAAGGUAAGGAUAAUAUUCGUCGACUUGUCGGCAGACUCGAAACAUCCUCUAUCAGUGAAUUCUCAUGGGGUAUUGCUGAUCGUGGUGUAAGUGUGCGUAUUCCACGUGGUGUUGCCGAUGCUAAGAAAGGAUAUUUGGAAGAUCGACGACCUAGCUCCAACUGUGAUCCAUACAGUGUAUGUAAUGCAUUGCUCAGGACUUGCUUGGUAGAGUAAGUGAUUAACUAUUUUUUUUUUUAUGGAAAUAUACAAUUAAGUGUAAGAAAAGUCAAAAUUCACCAAUAUCAGGAUUAAAAAUAUUCAAAAUUCAUAAUACGUAUAGAAGAUAUUUGGGGUCCUUUUUUUUCAAUUUGUUCAGGAUUAAUUUGGUAAAGCUAUAACUUGAUUUUUGUCAUAGAGAUAAGUGCUUAAAAAACUUGAUUCCGACUGUUAUAUUACAUAUUUGGGAAUGAUAUUAGCAAGGGUUUUUGUAAAUGCUGGGUCUGAAAACGGGACACCAAUAGGCGUCGUAGUACGAGAAAAACUAUGAUAGCAUUAAAUACGCAUUCUUUCACUCUAAAUCCUACUUUCCACAAAUAAUUAUCAAGAUGACGUAGGGUAGGAUGAAAUACGGAAUUUUUGUACCUAAAUCCUGCUUUCCGCAGCAAUUAUUGUAGAAGUUCUGGUUUCUCUGUUUUCUAAAUACCAUCCACUCUGGUCAACCCACACAUAUGAAGCACCAUGUAAACAAACCAGAGACACCAAUCGCAAAGUCAUGCAAAUCUACGUUUCUCAACAUCGGACUUUGACCGAGUUUUGCUUCUCUUUCCGCUGAGGUAUUCCUCUGGUGAGUCAUUCAAGUUAGAUUAGUCAACUGAUCUACUGUCUGCCGUGGAAGACACUGUUUUCAUUAUACUCUAGACUUUUUGUCAGUUUUGUUGUUAGCUUUGAAGCUAAUCGUCAAGGUUGCACUCAAUCAAUAUUGUUAGUUCUCUGGGAAGUUGAUUGCUCAAUAACGUAUGCAGCUCUCUUUCGGUAGUAUUUUCGGUAAGGUAUCUACACCGAAGUUCAGAGAAAGCAACGGCGCUUGUACUGAGAUUUGUAAUGGGGGAUCCAUGGCAUGUUCUUUUGUUGGAAGAAACCAACCAGGAAGUCAGAUUAGGAAAGUCAUCAGGUUUAUUAUUGGCGAAGUCAAUACACCAAAGGAUUCUCCGACACGGUUUGAGCGAACUUAUCAUGGAAAAUCUCGUUAUACAUAAACUUUGGCUGGAAAUAAGAUCUCAAAAAAAUGAGACCCUAAAAUUCACAUUGGUUGGGGACGGAUAAUUUGGCAGCCCUUUCAUCCGAACUCUAUCCAUCAACAUAACUGAAGUGAAUUCGUCCCACGCUUGCUCGGCUCUUACAGUUGAGACUAAAUUCAGGGUGGCUAAUUUUGAAAAUACUUUCUUAGAAAACAAGAGCUCCCUGAAAUUCUGUGAUUUAAAGUUUGGCUAAAAGACAAAUAUAAAUAUUUAUAAAAAUAAUAUUUAGUAAAAUCUAAGGUCGUACUUCAUCCUAUCAAUAGUAGAUGUGUGGCUAUUUUGACAACAAAACAGAGCAACUAUCCCCGAGCAUGAAUUAUCAUCCCCAGCAUUUAUAAAAAGCUUUGGAAUGCCUAUAAUAUUUGUAAAGCUAAUUUUCAAGCAUAUGUACAGAAAGUAGGUUUUUUUCUUCUAUUUUUACUAAAGAUAAGGAAUAAUGUGUGAAUAAAUGCGAGUAUAUAUGUAAAUCGUUCUAAAUUCGAAAACUUUGCAUGUAAUUCUCCCAAGCACGUAGCAUUCGUCUGGGUUGUGUUUACACAUAUACAAGUACCCAGUAAAUUUUACUUUCUCAUCUUUUCGAAAAGAGCGUUUUUUUAUUCAAAAACAGAGACUACGUAAUUGUAUCUGUGUGCAUGGAGUGUAAAACAGAUAUACACGAUCAUAUGGAAAAUUUUUGUUUGGCACACAUUGCGUCCAGCAGAAUCAAUCAUCUGAAGACAGAGUGGUUUUGAUGACCUCAAUUCUUCUACUCGAAAACUGGUGCCUUAUCAAAUGGGAUCGUUUAGAUACUUUUUUUAAUUUGAAGCUCUUUACUGUUCAUAUAAUUCCGGAAAGAACCCAAAACUUUAACCAGAGAUCGCUGGUCGUGAUCGUGAAUGGUAAUAGUGAACUUUGGACCUAUUGAAAUCUGGGAAUAAACAUGUGUUCAUCCGAAAAAGACCUCAACAAAGGAUGGCUGUGAAUACGAACAUUAUUAUAAAUUCGAAUCAUGUUUGCCAAUUGAGGCGUUGAAUCAUUUUCAAAAUAAGUCCCGGAGAUCUGAGGGAAACGUACCAGCAAAAAGAUCGACUAUAAAAAGGUCAGGCACAGGUAGAUCGAUGGUUUUUGGUUGCCUCAUAUUUAAAAAAAAAACCUUUAUCUUAUUUAGUCUGUGGCAUUGCAAUUAUCCACGCAAAGCUGUAAUGGUUUUCAGAAUUAUUUACUGCUCUUUAUCUUUCAAUACUGACGCAUUUAUUUGCGACUAAACUUGUUUAUAUCUUUAAAGUGUCUACAAACUUGUUUUGUCGCUUGCUGGCAUUGAUAGCUUUGUAAUUUGGACAGUAUUUGGGUCAUUAACACUCAAUGCUACCUAGUAAUUUGGAGGCCUCAAUAUUCCGUUUGCAGCAACACAUUAGAGGGUUGUUUGCAAGUUUUAGAGGGGGUCAUAUCAGGUUCUACUAGAGGAAUAUGAAGUACAUAAAACGAUAAUAAUUGGGGCACUUGCCAGGUAACUAAAAACUAUGCCCACCAAGGCUACGUUAUUGUUCUUCGUUAUUUAUUUCUUGAUUAAUUAGCUGAGCAUUUUGAGAGUUAUGUAAAAAAGACAUGACGAAUGAUACGCUUUCACUGCCCACAACAUGAUUCCAACCUCCUCAAGUGUAUUAAUCACAGCUCCAUCGCCGAACAGAAUUUUCUGCUCAUACAUCUUUCUUAACUGAUCCAAUUUUAACUAAGAUGAAAAAAUUUAAAUGGUUCACACAGGAAAGUGUAAUGUCCAUGAAUUUAUUUUUACUCUGAUUUAGUUUAGCCACGCCGCGUGGAAAGCUUCCUCCCCAACAAGCUCCAAGUUCUAUUUUCGACUUUUAUCAUUUCAAGAAAAGUGGAUACAUGCUUGUCCCCUCGCAGAAUUUUUUAUAUGUUGCAAUGUCAUUGUCUUCUGACCUAAUUUUAAACCAUCCACAACAAGUUUCACCUUCGAGAGGGUUUUCUUUCGUAGACAGAAAUACAGCUUAUGUCUUUCCUAUUCUGAGAAUCACAAGUGAAUGCACCACUCGUUUCUGGGUUGUUCGUCAAAACAUGAACAGGUAAAACAGAUGGAAGUUAUGAAUUUAUUUUUAUUAACAAUUGAAUGUGAGAAUUUAAACUGCAUCUCAUACUAAAUGGUUUUUGAAUUAACAAAAAGAAAUAAAACCAGAAUUAGGUGUUUCGGCAGCCCUACACCAUUCCAUGUCUCUGAUAAGUGAAAACUGUUUAAUUAAAAAUUGUCACUUUUUCUUAUUCACUCCAAUACAACCAAAAUUAUUAAUUGCUCUACCCAAAAUUUAAAAGAUAAAUAUUUUGGCCUCUAUAGUAUCUGUUCUUUCGAAAAGUGCUUGAUAAUUUCGAGAUUUACAUGCAAAUUAUAUGAACACUACGAACAAAUUACAAGAAUAUUUAAUGUUAAAUCUGAAACAAACUACAUAUAUAUGUAUACUUGAAAAAAAUGCCAAGAAAAUAUAUUUUAAAUCUACAAAUUUACAAUGUUGUAUAAAUGGAACUAGAUGUAAUUUAUACGAUAAUUUUAUUUUCAUCACCUUUUCAUUUACACAAAGGUGAAAAAUGCUAACAAAAAUUUUACUUGAAGCACUAUAAGAAAAUAUUUACAUAAAUAUGUUUGCAUGAACAAACUGUUAAUUUUUUAGUUGAAACCAGAGUUCAGGAUUCUAACUCCAAAAAAGUCAAUAAGGUCCUGCUAAUUUAAAAGAACAAUGAACAGCACAAAUUUAGAAUCAAAUAGAAUGUCAAUCAGGAAUAUUUAUACCUAAACUAUAUACACAACACAGCAAUAUGAUCAUAUUUUGUUACAAACUUUAUUGAAAUGUUAUUCACCUACUGCAAGUUUCUAGAGAUAUUGAUUAUUUUAAUUACUGAUGAGAUAACUAUCAACAUCAAAUGAGAUAAAAAUGCAUUUACUUUUGUAAAGAAAUGUGGAAAAAAGAUAGAGGGAAGAGUUUUGACUAUGCUGAAUGCAUAUAGUUAACGAUUUUUUAUUUGUUUAUUUUAAUUUUUUUCGUUUAUAUUUACGACAGUAUUUAUAAGGAACAUUAAAAUUGUAAAAAAAAAAAUCUAUUCACAUAAUAAGAAAGAAAUGUACCGAAAAUGUUAUUUUUAGAAUUGUAUAAAUUUUAAGGAUAUCCUAGAAUUAUUUUUAUUUUCGUUGAAUUUAUUCAAAAAGGAAAGAAAGAUAUAAUAAUAUAAAAAAGGAAUGAAAAGCCAUAAAUAUAAUGUUACAAUCUAA
Hermetia illucens (black soldier fly) is the source of this 5925-nucleotide messenger RNA. Its product is annotated as glutamine synthetase 1, mitochondrial-like. Lineage: Eukaryota; Metazoa; Arthropoda; Insecta; Diptera; Stratiomyidae. Bases 403 to 1605 code for a protein of 400 amino acids. The record is from RefSeq and is a predicted model, not a curated record. Gene Ontology annotation, cellular component: cytoplasm. The transcript has a single exon. Gene Ontology annotation, molecular function: glutamine synthetase activity.